This is a messenger RNA of Oxyura jamaicensis (ruddy duck), 4889 nucleotides long. It is a transcript of the gene DDX42, whose product is annotated as DEAD-box helicase 42. The transcript has 18 exons. The record is from RefSeq and is a predicted model, not a curated record. Lineage: Eukaryota; Metazoa; Chordata; Aves; Anseriformes; Anatidae. Gene Ontology annotation, molecular function: RNA binding; RNA helicase activity; ATP binding. The coding region runs from base 700 to 3537 and encodes 945 amino acids.
AGCCGCUAAGCGUGUGAGGAUGGAUCCUUAGACGCAGGCGUUGUCACUCAGAGGGGUGCCUGCUGUGCUGUCAGCACCAGGGCUGCGAAGUUCCCCCUUUUAUCCAUUCCUUGUACGUUUUGGUCUCGUAUCCGUGUCAGGUGUGAAAGCUGCACCGUGUGCCUGUGCAGGAACAGCGUGUCGCAGCCAGCCUCUGCCACGGAGAACCAAAAAGCGCUUUUCCCCAAAGCCUCCUCAAGAGCUCUAGGCUUGAGCCUUACCGAGCGAGCCCCAGGCUGGUAAACGUCCUGCACAGGGCGCAGCAGCAGCACUUGCUCUGAGGUUAUUUUGAAGUUGUUCCUCUUGCCAGUGAAUUCUGAUCUCGUUGGAGGGCUCUCGCUGAAUGCAAGGAGUCCUUCGAUAAGCCUUGUAGCCGUUCGGCUGUCAAAUUACAAAACACUUGGAAGCAGUGGGGGACGUGUGCUUUUUGGCAGCCUUAAAGGUAUGACGUGACCAUGAAGAUGAAAUAAUUAAAUUGCUUGGAAUGAAAAGUGUAAAUCUUAGUAUAGCAGUUUGGUGUUUUGGUCUAAAACUAACUUAGAAGACUGGAAUGGAGAACGAGUAUCAAUGGCUAGGGACGCUUGCUUAAGGAGAAGAAGGAGCUAACCUUUUGGCAGAAGUGUGUCUUGUCUCACAACGAAGUGGUAUAUUGAGGGCAUCAUGAAUUGGAAUAAAGGUGGACCUGGUACAAAGAGAGGCUUUGGUUUUGGUGGAUUUGCCAUUACGCCUGGAAAGAAAGAGGAGCCUAAGCUUUCUCAACAGUCUCAUAGUGCUUUUGGGACAGCCGGUUCUUCUGCUGCAUUUGCGAAAUCGGGACCUCCACAGCUGCCUUCUUUCUACAAAAUUGGGUCAAAGCGAGCAAAUUUUGAUGAAGAAAAUGCGUACUUCGAGGAUGAAGAGGAAGAUAACAGCAACGUCGACUUGCCAUACAUUCCAGCAGAGAAUUCCCCCACUCGCCAGCAGUUUCAUUCCAAAUCGGCAGACUCUGACAGCGACGAUGAUCCUCUGGAGGCAUUCAUGGCUGAAGUGGAGGAUCAAGCUGCUCGAGACAUGAAGAGACUUGAGGAUAAAGACAAGGAAAAAAAGAAUGCUAAGGGUAUUCGAGAUGACAUUGAAGAGGAAGAUGACCAAGAAGCUUAUUUUCGCUACAUGGCUGAAAACCCUACUGCUGGUGUGGUACAAGAAGAGGAAGAGGAUAACCUCGAGUAUGACAGUGAUGGGAACCCAAUUGCACCGUCCAAAAAAAUCAUUGAUCCCCUUCCACCUAUUGACCAUUCAGAGAUUGAAUAUCCUCCUUUUGAGAAAAAUUUCUAUGAUGAGCACGAGGAGAUCACCAGUCUGACCCCGCAGCAAGUGGUGGAGUUACGUCAUAAGCUAAAUCUCCGGGUCUCCGGUGCUGCUCCUCCAAGACCUGGCAGUAGCUUUGCUCAUUUUGGAUUCGAUGAGCAACUUAUGCAUCAAAUUAGGAAAUCCGAGUAUACCCAGCCCACUCCUAUACAGUGCCAGGGUGUUCCAGUUGCACUAAGUGGCAGAGAUAUGAUUGGGAUAGCUAAGACUGGAAGUGGAAAAACAGCAGCCUUCAUCUGGCCAAUGUUGAUUCACAUCAUGGAUCAAAAGGAGCUCGAACCAGGGGACGGUCCCAUUGCAGUGAUUGUAUGCCCGACCAGAGAGCUUUGCCAACAGAUCCAUUCUGAAUGUAAGCGCUUUGGUAAGGCGUAUAAUCUGCGCUCAGUAGCUGUGUAUGGAGGAGGAAGCAUGUGGGAACAAGCCAAAGCCCUCCAGGAGGGGGCAGAGAUAGUUGUUUGCACACCAGGUCGUUUGAUUGAUCAUGUGAAAAAGAAAGCUACAAACCUUCAAAGAGUCACUUACCUUGUGUUUGAUGAAGCCGACAGAAUGUUUGAUAUGGGUUUUGAAUAUCAGGUCAGAUCAAUUGCAAGCCACGUACGUCCUGACAGACAGACCCUCUUGUUCAGUGCCACUUUCCGUAAGAAGAUUGAGAAAUUGGCCCGAGAUAUUCUGAUUGACCCAAUUCGAGUUGUGCAGGGAGACAUUGGAGAGGCAAAUGAAGAUGUUACUCAAAUUGUGGAGAUUUUCCCUUCUGGCCCUAGCAAAUGGAACUGGCUGACUCGACGCCUUGUGGAAUUCACGUCUUCUGGGAGCGUUCUCCUGUUUGUCACCAAGAAGGCAAAUGCAGAAGAGCUGGCUAAUAACCUCAAGCAGGAGGAUCAUAAUCUAGGGCUGCUUCAUGGCGACAUGGACCAGAGUGAGAGGAAUAAAGUAAUUUCAGAAUUUAAGAAAAAAGGGAUCCCGAUACUUGUAGCUACUGAUGUUGCAGCUCGUGGGUUAGAUAUUCCUUCCAUUAAGACUGUGAUCAAUUACGAUGUGGCUCGGGACAUAGACACGCACACCCACAGAAUUGGUCGCACUGGCAGAGCAGGCGAGAAGGGAGUUGCCUACACUCUGUUGACUCCCAAGGACAGUAACUUCGCUGGUGAUCUCGUCCGAAAUCUGGAAGGUGCUAAUCAACAUGUUUCCAAAGAGCUGUUGGAUCUAGCAAUGCAGAAUCCAUGGUUCCGGAAAUCCCGUUUCAAAGGAGGAAAAGGCAAGAAGCUGAAUAUUGGUGGCGGUGGCUUAGGAUAUCGUGAACGUCCUGGUCUGGGAUCAGAAAGCUCUGACCGUGGAAACAACAACAGUGUGAUGAGCAACUAUGAAGCGUAUAAGCCAUCCUCCGGGGCGAUGGGUGACAGACUUACAGCAAUGAAAGCAGCCUUUCAGUCUCAGUAUAAGAGCCACUUUGUUGCUGCAAGCUUAAAUAAUCAAAAGACUGGAAGCUCUGCUGCUGGUGCUAGCGGCUGGACUAGUGCUGGGAGCUUGAACUCAGUACCAACAAGUUCAGCACAGCAAAAUUCUGCAAAUCCUGACAGCCCGAUUGCAGCUGCCGCGGCAGCAAAGGGUGUUCCAGGAUUCACCAGCACCGGGAAUCUGAGUAGCGUUCCCACCUUCCCAAGCGUCGGAGUACAGGGCUACAACAACACCACGAAUGCCAGCACUAAUAAUCGAGAAGGCAUCGGCAGCACCGGCACCAGCGUUGCUCCUGGUGGCGGUGGUGGCGGCAGCGGCGGUGGUGGCAUUGUCAGAGAACGAUACAACGACAACAGGAACAGUCGGCACAAUGAGGUCCCACGCCGGGGAGAGGGCGGUGGCGGUCGCUACAACGACGUGCAGCGCCACGGGGAAGGAGGUGGCCGCCACAGUGACGCUUACCGGCACGGGGAGGGCCGGCACAGCGACAACCAUCGCCACGGUGAAAGCCGGCAUUUCGCUGACGUGAGCAGUGGCAAUCGCAAUAAUGGUGAGAGCAGGAACGUCAGCGAGGGUAGGAACAACGAGAACAGGAAUGGUGAGAACAGGAAGGAUGCCAACAGCCGGGACAACAAGACAGAUGGUUUUGCUGUCCCAGAGCCCCCAAAACGUAAGAAGAGUCGAUGGGACAGUUAAAGGCUGGUGCUUCGCAGCCUGGUGGAAUCUGUGCAGGUAGUGUUGUCUUUUUCCAGAGGAUUUCUUGGGUUUUUUGGUAACUGGUUGUUGAGCAGCUGGGGGAGGAGUAGGAAACCGUGAGAACUCCCCGUGGAAGUCUGCGCCGGUACAUCUGCGGACAGAUUCAAUCUAAUGAUGUGUACAUGCAAUGCUUAGUCAAAGAGAAAUCAUUUUGAUAAAGCUCCCUGGGUUCUGCUUUUAAACAUUCAGUGCUCAAGUGACUCUGCUGGAUUUAAACAGAUCUUCUUGACAAGAAAGAAGCUGUUUCAUGUCCUUGGAACAUUAAGAAACUGUUGAAGGUAGUCUUUUCUUAACCAGCAUUCACACUUUAAAAAAAAACAAAAAAAAAAACACAACAACAACAACAAAAAGUUCAUCUGGAGAUGCUCAGGACCCACCUGUUUAACUUUAACCUUUCAGCAAUUUGUUCAGUAUGGUGAGUUCUUCUCCAGUCUCUUCUUUUCCCAUAUUCUUCUAUCCCCAAAUAAUUUGGCCUCCAGAUUGGCCCGUCUGUCUCUCCCCAUCAAUUAAGAAUGUACUAAUUUACGUCGCUGAAGGGGGGAUGGAGCAAGUUGAUUUUUCUUUAAUUUCUUACGAAGCUGUUCAAGGGAUCCUUCUCCAGCCCAGUUAACCACGACGUCACACCUAGUGAAGGAUGAACUCCCUGGUUUUUUGUGGUCAGUACACCAAUCCCAUUGCCCCAGAUACUUUUCUUUUCUUGUAAAAAGCAAAACGAAACUCUUCGUUCCUAAAAACCUUCGUUUUGGUGGAAGCCUGCAUAGCAAACGUGUCUCUGCUGUGCCUAUGCACCCUCUGUUAUGAGAGGGCUGAUUGCUUUCUUCAAAGUAAAAACAAAAAAAAAGGGAAAAAGAUGUAGAUACGCCACAGCAAUCAAAGGCUGGCACCAUCCCCCCUUCCCCCCCAUGAAGUGAAGCUAAAUGAAGAGGCUUCAUUCAGAAAUUCAGGGACCUGCUGCUCAGAAGCCUUUAGGGAGAACCUGAAAAGCAAUUGAUGGAGUGGAACAGCUCAAAUAUCGCCCCAUAUUGGACACAUGUAGUUAAAACUGUAAAAUCUUGCUUGACCGUUUUUAACUCAUUGUGUGUAUUACCUGUUUUUUAACUCUUUUUUUUUUUGGCACCAUAAAGGUAAGGAAGAACUCUUUUGUUGAAACAUGUCAGCACCCACCUCUGUCUUGUUUCUACCGAGAGAAGUAUCAGAAACUGUCAGUUUUUUGUGACAUUGUGAUGUUUUCUUUAUCAGCUGUGCAUUUACUUUCUGCUUGCUCUAGUAAAUGUUUUAUUACUGGGACAAAA